AGACCUCACAUUUGGUUUCAGUCUGAGCCAGAAUUAGGCUCUGUAAGAUGGUUUCCUUCCAGCCUCACCUUUGGGUUGUGUUCCUGACUGGGGUUAUUCUUGGGGCCUCUGCUGUGGAAACAUUCCUUGCUGCCGUCUAUGAGCAUGCUGUUAUACUUACAGGACCCACCCCAAAACUUGUCUCUCCAGAAGAAGCCCUGAAUUUAAUGAACAGAAAUCUAGACAUCUUAGAGGAAGCCAUCAAAACAGCAGCUGAAAAGGGAGCUCGCAUCAUUGUGGUCUCUGAAGAUGGCAUUUAUGGGUGGGUCUUUACUCGGGAAACAGUUUAUCCUUAUCUUGAGGAUAUACCAGAUCCUGAAGUAAACUGGAUUCCGUGCAAUGAUCCAGAAAGAUUUGGACCUGCACCAGUCCAAAAAAGACUGAGCUGUCUGGCCAGGAACAAUUCAAUCUAUGUAGUUGCCAAUAUGGGUGAUAAGAAGAAUUGCAGUUAUAUAGACCCAAAGUGCCCCUGCGAUGGCCGCUAUCAAUACAACACAAAUGUUGUCUUUGAUUCAGAGGGAAAGCUGGUAGCACGAUACCACAAGUUUAACCUGUUUAAGGGGGAGCAACAAUUUGAUUUCCCUAAAGAGCCUGAACUUGCAACCUUCGAUACUGCCUUUGGAAAAUUUGGCCUCUUCACUUGCUUUGAUAUUCUCUUCCAUGAUCCUGCUGUAACCCUCAUAACCCAGCUCUCUGUGGACACUAUCCUUUUCCCGACAGCCUGGAUGAAUGUCCUCCCACAUUUAACUGCUAUCGAAUUCCAUUCAGCUUGGGCCAUGGGCAUGCGUGCCAAUGUUCUGGCAGCUAAUACUCAUAAUCCUAUCCUCAAUAUGACAGGCAGUGGUAUCUAUACACCAUCCAGAUCGGAAGCCUAUCAUUAUGAUGCAGAAUCAAUGAAUGGGCACCUUUUGGUUGCAGAAAUCUAUUCCCAUCCUUCUCGUUUUCCCACCCCUCUUCCUACUGUUAACUGGAGCUCGUAUGCCACAACUGUUGAAGGGUUUCAUGAGGGCCCUACUUUCUCUGGAUUUAUUUUCCAUGAUGACUUCACCUUAUGUACCCUUGGAAAAGAAGCUGACAAUCUUACUGUGUGCCAGAAAAGUCUCUGCUGCCAUUUAAGCUACAGGAUGAUGAAACAAGAAGAAGGUGAACUUUACGUGCUAGGGGCAUUCGAUGGUCUUCAUGAGGUUGAAGGACAAUAUUACUUACAGAUCUGCACAUUGCUGAAGUGCGGAAGUAUGGACCUUCAAAGUUGCGGCCAGGCAACCAAGACUGCUAAAUCCUCUUUUGACUUUUAUUCUCUCAGUGGCACAUUUGGCACAAACUACGUCUUCCCAGAGGUUUUACUCAGUGGGAUUCGUUUGGCCUCUGGAUUGUUUCAGGUUUUGAAAGAUGGACAACUGGUCAGUCAGAAUGAUACCCCCCAAGAUGUUCUAACUGUGACACUUUUUGGAAGAUGGUAUGAAAAGGAUCCUCCAUGUACACACAUUGACAUGUGUAACCCUAGCACCAAUAGAAUCACAGUUCCCAAUAAGGUUGAAUCCACUAUUCAACAAAUCAGUUGCUUGAUACUUUUACUAUUUCAGUUGUCAUUUAUCGUUCAGUAAUGGAUAACUCAACUGAAUAUGUAUUGAUAAUGGAUAUAUUGAUGCUGUUUAACGUUGGCUGACAAAUCCUAAGGAAUACAAUCUCUUGAACUUUGUCCUAAAAAGAUACAACAAUGUAAUAGUUACUGAUUAGACCAAGGGUCUUCAAACUUGGCAAGUUUAAGAUUUGUGGACUUCAACUCCCAGAAUUCCUGAGCUAACAUGAUUGGAGGAGGAACUUUGGGAGUUGAAGUCCACAAGUCUUAAAGUUGUCAAGUUUGAAGACCUCUGGAUUAGACUCUUUGUCCAAGGUUCUUGGAAGAAAAACAGAUUAAUAUAUGGAUCAUCUCCAAAUACAGCCGCCCACCACAUAUUAGAGCAGAUAUUUGAAGCCACUUUAAAAUACAACAGAUAGUUAAGAUCCAGGUUGUGCCAACUCCACCUUGUCUCUUAACCCCUCAUUUCAGAAAGAGACCCAGAAAUGACCCAACCUGCCCCUCAUUUGGGGAUUAUUUAGCAGGAAUCAGUCCUCUAACCAGAAGGAACUAGAAAACCAGACUUCAGUGUUUUUUGUAAUCGAGAAUGAGAAAAACUCAAACUGCUAUAACCUGUUUGUUUGUAAUUGAUUUUCAACCAGGAAGCCAGCUGGAUUGAAUUAUUCGGCCUGUCUGAGAUUGUAAUAUGAAUUAUGCCAACUUUUUGACUGAAAAUUAUAAUCCAUGCACGCUAGUCAAAAUUCACAUAGUUGACUGUAGCCUUCACCCCAUUCAUUGAGGCUGUUUUAAAAAUAAGAUGUCUUAGAGAAGAGAGAAAUUUUAUGUUUGUAAGAAUAAAAAAUGUGUAAUUUCAAUUAAGAUAAUCAGUUGGGUUCUCAGAUAUUGUGAAGAAUUUCUAAGUUGACAUGAGUAAUACUUUAUGUUGUAUGAUAAUUUAUAUGGCUACGCAGAAAAGGAAACUAAAUAUGAAUGAAAAGGUAUGGUGAAACUAUGAUGAAGGAAAAAAUGCCUAUAGAAUAUAAGCGUGUUAACUAAGAGAUUAUGCAAACUUCAGAUCGAGCAAAAGAAAGAGAAAGAAAAUGUGUGUGUGAGAGAGAGAGAGACAGACACAGAGGGAGAGAGUGAUUCUUAGAAAAUGAAGGAUCAACAAAAAAUGGAGAGUGAUAAGUUAGAAUGCAUGCAUCCUGCAAACAAAUACUUUUACUCAAGGGCAAGGUAAUUCAUAGAAUCAAAUGAAAUGGGAGCAGAAAAUAUUCUAGCAUUUGAAUUACCAAGAUUUUUUUUGGUAAUAACAAAAGGCAGGAUAUGGCAAAGACGCAAAAAUGCUACUGUAGGCUUAGAGACUUGUUACAGAGGUUUUGUAUAUGUGUGUGUGUGUGUGUGUGUGUGUGUGUGUGUGUGCGCGCGCGCGCACACGUGCGCGUGUGCGUUUUGUACAUGUAUGCAUCCCUUGAGAAUCCAGAAGAUAUAAAUUGAUGCUUCCUGUUUGGAAAACGAGAGUCAUUCUUGACUAAGAAAUAAAAAUUCCAUCACAUGGGGAAAUUUAUACAUGUUGCUUUACUUUCAUGUUACAAUGUGCAGUGUCUGUGAUAAGUAACAGUCUUAUAUUUGGAAAUCAAUGGUGUGUCCAUUUUAUAUGCUGAGACUGUGAUUGAGGGAGCUGAACUUUGAAAUCCAGUCUGAUAUUGAUCUGAUUGAAGCUGUAUUUUAAAUAUUGGCCUUGAGUGAUCCUUAAUCAGCGAUCAUAUGCUGGGCAUUGCUAUAAGUAUAAACCAUCCUUCCCUAGCCAUUCUCCCAUAGGGAUAAUGGUAUUUGUAGUCCAAUACCUUUGGGAAGAUGCCUUUGCAAUUUGACAGAAGAAUACUAUUUUGUUACAAUCAAUAUUGUUUUGAAAUGGAUUGAACACACACACACACACACAUUAUGCAAAAAGAAGAGGCAGGAAACCUAAUUUCUUGAACACUGUUAAAACCUUAAAAGGCUAACAAAUCAAUUAACACUGUCAAUGUUAAGUAUGAAUAUUAUUGCAGUUUAGCAUGCUUCCUUAAAGAAACUUGGUGGAAAGUGUUCUGGCUUUGAAACAUGAAAAUAACUUGCUAUAUUCCUCUCCUGGCCAAAAGAAAUCCCUUUCUUUUUGCCAGUAGGCCUGCAUAGCAACCUUUGGCUGUUGCCAGGAUAAACAAGAAGCACCUGUCCACAACGCUCUGAUCCUUAGAAAAGCAGUGCUUUCAAAACCAGGCAUAAUAGCCUUUAACUGAUAAGCUGACAAAUCAAAGCAAAUUCAAAAAAUAUUAGCAUUGCAAAAGGUAAUUAACUCUGUAUUAACCUGGACAGAUGCUCACGUUCAGAAUAACAUAUAAUGGCGACUGAUAGCUUUUGAUAUUGCGAUUCAGUUGUAUUCUUGCAUGUGUGUAACUAUUGUUAAAUUCAAUAGAGCUUAUUUCUGAGUAGCACAUUAAUGAUCCUAUUAAAUUGCUUCUACACAAGCGGACAUCUCAUUGCAAUGGGACUUGCCUUCCUACAACAGUGGUUUACUUCCACACCCACCUCCAGAUUCAAAGGAAUCCAUUCUACUGAUUGAUACUAUACUAUUGGUAGACUGAAAUUGCUGGGUACAUUUUUCUGAUUGUAGAAUUGAAUCAUAAAACUUCUCAGUUCUACAGCACUGUAUGAAAGGAGACAAACUGGUUAUAGGUAAAUCCCUGUCUGCAAACGGCUUUUAAAAUGGCUAUUUUUGGAAACAUUGGUGCAGAUGUUGAGCAAAACCAUCACCUGACUUACCAAUUAAAUACUAACUAAAUAUUAAGUAUCACGAGCCCUAAUGAUAAACUGAAAAUUAAAUUCUGUGGAUAUACAAUCAUGAUUUAAGAGUUAUAUUAGUGUGUAAUAUCAUCAAUAUGCUUGAAAUGCUUCUGUAAUUUUGCAGUCCAGGGACAAAC
Messenger RNA from Notechis scutatus (mainland tiger snake), 4557 nucleotides. Lineage: Eukaryota; Metazoa; Chordata; Lepidosauria; Squamata; Elapidae. The record is from RefSeq and is a predicted model, not a curated record.